Hirsutella rhossiliensis is the source of this 2079-nucleotide messenger RNA. Its product is annotated as AMP-binding enzyme domain-containing protein. Gene Ontology annotation, biological process: long-chain fatty acid metabolic process; long-chain fatty-acyl-CoA metabolic process. Gene Ontology annotation, cellular component: lipid droplet; endoplasmic reticulum; plasma membrane. The record is from RefSeq and is a predicted model, not a curated record. NCBI's taxonomy places the organism in Eukaryota, Fungi, Ascomycota, Sordariomycetes, Hypocreales, Ophiocordycipitaceae. The transcript is spliced from 4 exons. Gene Ontology annotation, molecular function: long-chain fatty acid-CoA ligase activity. Bases 1 to 2079 code for a protein of 692 amino acids.
AUGGACUACUCUUCGAGUGUCAUGCCCCUGAGCCCCGUCCACAAGCCGCCCUUCACCGUCGAGGCUCCCGGCUACCAAAAAGUGCCCGGCGAGACGAUUCCUCGCCGACAUCCUCGCGCCAAGAAUGGCCUCCUCAACCGCCCCGCCGCCGACGUCACGACCGUCUUCGACAUUGUUCGCCGCAGCGCCCGCAACUUUCCCAACCACCAGGCCGUCGGCUCGCGCAAGCUCGUCAAGCUUCACAAGGAGCUCAAAAAGGUCAAGAAGACGGUCGACGGCCAGGUCCACGAGGUGGACAAGGAGUGGCAGUUCUUUGAGCUCACAAAGUACUCCUUCCUCACCUACCAGGAAUACGAGACACUCGUCCUCCAGAUCGGCUCCGGCCUGCGCAAGGUUGGCUUGACCUCGGACCACAAGGUCCAUCUAUUCGCCACCACGAGUGUACCAUGGAUCUCCAUGUCUCACGCCUGCGCAUCACAGUCCAUCUCUAUUGUCACCGCCUACGAUACUCUCGGCGAGAGCGGCGUCCAACACUCUCUCGUCCAGACCCAGGCCGAUGCCAUCUUUGUCGACCCUCAUCUGCUCAAGACUGCCACCAAGCCCAUCAAGAACUCAAACGUCAAAACUGUCAUCGUCAAUGCCGCUUGCAUGUUUGCCGUCGGCGGCGAGAUCGAGGAGUUUACCCAGGCCAACCCCGACCUUACUGUUAUCACGUAUGAGGACCUACGCAGGCUCGGCGAGGACAACAUGGUUGAUCCCAAGCCCGCCAAGCCCUCCGACCUCUACUGCGUCAUGUACACGUCGGGCUCUACCGGCCCCCCCAAGGGUGCCUGCAUUACGCACGAGGCACUCAUUGCUGGAAUUACCGGUCUCUACACCAACGUCGACGAGUGCGUCACCGACAGGGAAUGCAUCCUGGCUUAUCUGCCCCUCGCACACAUUUUCGAGAUGGUCCUCGAGAACCUUGUCUUCUUUGUUGGCGGUACGCUGGGAUACGGAAACCCGCGCACUCUGUCGGAUACCUCGGUCAAGAAUUGCGCCGGAGAUAUGCGGGAGCUGCGGCCCACGGCCAUGGUCGGCGUUCCACAGGUCUGGGAAACGGUCAGAAAGGGCGUCAUGGCCAAGCUCGAAACCUCGAGCCCCGUCCUCAGGUCCCUCUUCUGGGGUGCCUUCACCUACAAGAGCUUCAUGGCGAAGAACAAGCUUCCCCUUGCCAGCAUCUUUGAUGGCAUUGUAUUCAGCAAGGUGCGGGAGUUGACUGGCGGCCGACUGCGGUUCACUAUGAAUGGCGCCAGCGGUAUCGCCGACAGCACCAAGCACUUCCUCUCCAUCGUCCUGGCCCCCAUGGUUGUCGGGUACGGCCUUACCGAGACGUGCGCAAACGGUGCCCUGGGUUGUCCGCUCGAGUACUCGCCCAAUGCCAUCGGUCCUAUCCCCGCCGCUAUCGACGUCAAGCUGGUUUCCAUCCCCGACAUCGGUUACUCCACCGACGCCAAGAUUCCCCAGGGCGAAAUCUAUAUCAAGGGCUUGCCCCUCAUGACGGGAUACUACGACAACCCCGAGGAGACGGCAAAAGCCCUCACCUCGGAUGGCUGGUUCCAGACUGGAGACAUUGGCGAGUUCGAUACUGAUGGCCAUUUGCGGGUCAUUGACCGUGUCAAGAACCUUGUAAAGAUGCAGGGCGGCGAAUACAUUGCCCUGGAGAAGGUCGAGUCCGUCUACCGCGGUGCCCAGGCCGUGGCCAACGUCAUGGUCCACGCCGACGCCGAGCAUUCUCGGCCCAUCGCCCUCAUUAUGCCAAACGAGAAGGUCCUGGCCGAAAAGGCCAAGGAGCUGGGCGUCAACGAGCACAGCAUGUACCACGACUCCAAAGUGCGUGGCGCGGUGCUCAAACAACUACAAACCAUGGCAAAGAAUGGCGGCCUGUCUGGCAUGGAGACUGUCGCCGGAGUGGUCAUCACAGACGAGGAGUGGACGCCGGAUAGCGGCCUCGUUACUGCGACCCAGAAGCUGAACCGGAAAGCCAUCCGCGAGAAGUUCAAGAAGGAGAUUGACGCGUGCCUCAAGAACGUCUCCUGA